AUGAGUCUUCAUAGGGAAGACAGAAACCGCCUUUACAAGUUAACACAUGGCCCUCACAUCUACUCACUGCUCAAAAUCGAGAGACUUGCUCUAUUGACUCUACAGCUCAGAGAAGUUUCUGAAGCGCGUGGAUACGCCGACACGUUACGAAUACCCGGUUGCGGUCGGUACCGGAGUGGGGCCCCAGACACCGGAGGUCCGUUGCCUGAUCUUCGGGAUGGUCGGGCGAGGUUGGGAUACCCCUUCACAUCAUAUAACACUGGCCCGCCAAGUGGUCACCCGGUUCAUGGCUUGACCGGUCUUGCUGGCAGUGAGUUGGGCUUGAGGAAUAUUGGAGAUCUUGCUAUCUGCAAGUUCACAUAA
Colletotrichum lupini is the source of this 363-nucleotide messenger RNA. RefSeq lists its product as uncharacterized. The coding region runs from base 1 to 363 and encodes 120 amino acids. The record is from RefSeq and is a predicted model, not a curated record. NCBI's taxonomy places the organism in Eukaryota, Fungi, Ascomycota, Sordariomycetes, Glomerellales, Glomerellaceae. The transcript has 3 exons.